Condylura cristata (star-nosed mole) is the source of this 2120-nucleotide messenger RNA. It is a transcript of the gene TRIP10, whose product is annotated as thyroid hormone receptor interactor 10. The transcript is spliced from 15 exons. The record is from RefSeq and is a predicted model, not a curated record. Lineage: Eukaryota; Metazoa; Chordata; Mammalia; Eulipotyphla; Talpidae. Gene Ontology annotation, molecular function: protein binding. Gene Ontology annotation, biological process: signal transduction. The coding region runs from base 62 to 1861 and encodes 599 amino acids.
UCUCCCGACGGCGGGUGGCGGGCUGCGGGCGGCGGGGGCCGGGCGCGGCGUCGGCGGGAGAAUGGAUUGGGGCACUGAACUGUGGGACCAGUUUGAGGUGCUCGAGAGGCACACGCAGUGGGGGUUGGACCUGUUGGACAGAUACGUGAAAUUCGUGAAAGAGCGGACUGAGGUGGAGCAAACUUAUGCAAAACAGCUGAGGAACCUGGUGAAAAAAUACCUGCCCAAGAGACCUGCCAAAGAUGACCCUGAAUCCAAGUUCAGCCAGCAACAGUCCUUUGUGCAGAUUCUUCAAGAGGUAAAUGACUUUGCCGGCCAGCGAGAGCUGGUGGCUGAGAAUCUCGGUGUCCGUGUGUGUCUCGAACUGUCCAAGUACUCGCAGGAGAUGAAACAGGAGAGAAAGAUGCAUUUCCAAGAAGGCCGUCGUGCCCAGCAGCAGCUGGAAAAUGGCUUCAAGCAGCUGGAGAAUAGUAAACGUAAGUUUGAGCGAGACUGCCGGGAGGCGGAGAAGGCAGCCCAGACUGCUGAGCGGCUGGACCAGGAUAUCAACGCCACCAAGGCUGAUGUGGAAAAGGCCAAGCAGCAAGCCCACCUUCGGAGUCACAUGGCGGAAGAAAGCAAAAACGAGUACGCAGCCCAGUUACAGCGCUUCAACAGAGACCAGGCCCACUUCUACUUUUCCCAGAUGCCCCAGAUAUUUGAUAAGCUGCAGGACAUGGAUGAGCGCCGGACCACCCACCUGGGCACUGGUUAUGGGCUCCUGUCGGAAGCUGAGCUGCAGGUGGUGCCCAUCAUUGGCAAGUGCUUUGAGGGCAUGAAGGUGGCUGCUGAAGCGGUGGACGCCAAGAACGACUCCCAGGUCCUAAUAGAACUGCACAAGUCCGGCUUUGCCCGUCCGGGAGAUGUGGAAUUUGAAGACUUCAGCCAGCCCAUGAAUCGAGCACCCUCAGACAGCAGCUUGGGUGCCCCUGCAGAAGGACGUACCCCGGGCCGCAGCCGUGCCAAGCGCUGGCCCUUUGGCAAGAAGAACAAGCUACGCCCCCCUCCCUUCUCCCCCCUGGGGGGUCCCCUGCCCUCGGUAUUACCUAAUGGACCCCCAUCCCCCCGAUCCGGCCUCGACCCCUUGGCCAUACUGAGUGAGAUCAGUAAGUCGGUCAAACCGCGGCUAGCAUCCUUCCGCAGCCUUCGCGGCAGCCGUGGGACAGUGGUGACUGAAGAUUUCAGCCACUUGCCCCCAGAGCAGCAGAGAAAGCGGCUUCAACAGCAACUAGAGGAGCGAAACCGUGAACUACAGAAGGAGGUCGACCAGAGGGAAGCCCUGAAGAAAAUGAAGGAUGUGUAUGAGAAGACCCCCCAGAUGGGGGACCCUGCCAGCUUGGAACCCAGAAUCACAGAGACCCUGAACAACAUAGAGCGGCUUAAAUUGGAAGUACAGAAGUAUGAGACUUGGCUGGCAGAAGCUGAGAGCCGGGUCCUGAGCAACCGGGGUGAUAGCCUGGUGCGGCACACCCGGCCCCCAGACCCCCCAGCCAGUGCCCCACCGGACAGUAGCAGCAGCAGCAACAGUGGGUCGCAGGACAACAAGGACAGCUCUGAAGAGCCCCCCUCAGAGGAGAGCCAGGAUGCCCCCAUUUACACAGAGUUCGAUGAAGAUUUUGAGGAGGAACCCACAUCGCCCAUAGGUCACUGUGUGGCCAUCUACCACUUUGAAGGGUCCAGUGAGGGCACCAUCUCCAUGUCGGAGGGCGAAGACCUCAGCCUCAUGGAAGAGGACAAAGGUGACGGCUGGACCCGCGUCAGGCGGAAGCAGGGCGGCGAGGGUUACGUGCCCACUUCCUAUCUCCGCGUCACACUCAACUGAACCCUGCCAGAGGCGGGAAGAGGGGCUGUCGACUGCUGCUUCUGGGCCACGGGGGGCCCCCAGGACCUGUGCACUUUAUUUCUGCCCCCGUGGCUUUGGCUGAGACCUGUGUAGCCUGCUGCCCCCCCGACCCCUCACCCCAGAUGGACCCGCUGUGCCUUCUACCACUGAUGUACAUACUCAUGUUUCAAAUAAUUUUUCUUCCUGCCGCUCGGCAAGGGUUAUUUUGUUUUAUAUAUAAAAUAUAUAUAUAAAGUUC